Messenger RNA from Enterobius vermicularis (human pinworm), 620 nucleotides. Lineage: Eukaryota; Metazoa; Nematoda; Chromadorea; Rhabditida; Oxyuridae. The record is from the annotation of a GenBank genome assembly.
GGAAAGAAAAGUGUAAGUAAUUUUAAGGAGUCAAAAAAUGAUCAAGGAAUUUUUGAAGAAGCUCUUAUACCAAAUACGGAUGUUCGGCAAUGCUCAUGCACCGAACAACGAACCUGUUCAGCAGAGAUGAAAGAACAGGCAAUGACCUGCAUUGAUCCGUGUUGGAACCAAUUCAAUCAGUUAACAAAUCAGUCAGAAGAAUUGAAGAAAUGUUUCGACAGCAAAAAUAACCUUCUGCAAACCUUUUUGACAUGCUUUGAAAAUAAUGUUGAUUCGUGUGUGGAAAGUGAUGAUGGUCCCAAAAUUCAGAAAGCAAACAUAUCUGAGGUACUUCGUCUUGGCGAACAAGCACUUACACAUAAGGCUGAUACAUUGUCACAGAAUAUUGCUCCAUUUUUGAAAAAAAUUUUGGAUGCUACCGGAAGUUUUGCAAUUUGUGUGAAAAAUUGUUUUAUUGAAAAGAAUCAUAACGGUUUCUGCUAUGAUCGUUACAAUUGUCAACCAUUACUGUUGGAAAGAAAAACCAAAAAAACACUAAGACGUUGUGCAAAGACGAUUAAUUGGAAGAAAGAAGUUGGUGAACUUUGUACUUGUUCCGUGGAAGCCGGUAUUGUGUAAGU